AUGUCUGAUACUAAAUCUGUUGAAUCUAGCGAGCGCAACUUGUCUCGCACGACUUCUGCUGGUGCCUCUUUGGCUUCCUUGAAGACUGAGGAGCACAAUGAGUUGUACGAUCACAGACAGCAGCAAGAUUAUGCGAGUCACAGUUUUGUGCCAACAGCAGCAGCAGCAGCUACUAAUCCUUUGCGUUCUGCUCGCAAUCCGCUGCCAUCGAUGUCUCCGAAGUUGUCUGGAGUUCAUGCAGCAGGUUUGUCUGGUAGUUCAGGUAUCAACUUUAAUGGGGAUUCUGACGACGAGUUGGGGAUUCCCGGCCACCAUCCGGACCCAACUCCGGGCCAUAACCCUAGAAUAAACGUGACGAGUGCCAGCAGGGCGCCUUCUGUUACCUCUGAUUUCCGGACUAGGACCCCUCCAGCUGCUCCACCGCACAGCGGGUUGCAUCGCAACAGGUCGCAUUUGGACCCUCAACAACAAGAACAGCAACAGCCACAAGCACCCCCUUCCAGACGCGGCUCCCAUUCGCUAGGUAUUCCCUUGAAGAAAAAGAAGUCCAGGUCUUCUUCGACCACUUCAGUCAAGGGUGCUCCAUUGGCAAGGACAUUGUCUGUGAAAUCGCAGAAUUCACAAAAGUCCAGAGAGUUGAGACGCCGUAACACCAGAAACGCCUCUAUAGACAGCGACGACUCGCAGAUUUCGCACUUGUCUCAGGAAACAGAGGAAGAUGUGUGUUUCCCAAUCCAAAAGAGAGAACAUACGCGUAUAAACGGCAUAGACUUCGAUGAGUUGGAAGAGUUUUCAACCCAGGAAAGAGUCAUGAACAAGAGCCACUUGUACUCUGAAACCAUCCCAUCGCCACUAGACAAUACUUACGGCGCCCAUUCGUUGAGAAAACCAAACUCCUCUACCGAAACAUCCACUUCUUCUUCUUCAGCCGCACUCAAAUACACUCCGAAAAUGGAAAUCCAUCAGCAUGGAAUCUCCUUCGGUAAUAAUAAGGUCGAACCAGACGAAUACGAUGAGGAGGAUAUGAAGAAAAUGAACUCCAACUAUACGGCAGCCGCCCCACCAACCCCUGAACCACCUUUCGAGGUUCCCAACAGAUUCGCGUUUUUCAGUUCCGAUGUCUCGGACACCAUUCACGCUCCUGAUCUUUCCUCGUUGAUACGGCCUAAUCAGUCUUUCAGGGAACUAUUCAAAGACGGUGCUUCAACCUGGUGGCUAGACUGUAGCUGCCCAACGGAUGAAGAAAUGAGGUGCUUGACAAAGGCGUUCGGCAUUCAUCCCUUGACCUCUGAAGAUAUUAAAAUGCAGGAAACUCGUGAAAAGGUCGAACUAUUCAAAAACUAUUACUUUGUUUGUUUCCACACUUUCGAAAAUGACAUAGAAUCUGAAAACUAUUUGGAACCCAUUAACGUGUACAUCGUGGUUUUCGCUAAUGGUAUUUUAACCUUCCACUUUAACCCAAUUUCUCACUGUGCAAAUGUGAGAAGACGUGUAAGACAACUCCGAGACUAUGUUGGAGUUAAUUCUGACUGGAUUUGUUACGCUCUAGUAGAUGACAUUACUGAUAGUUUCGCCCCAGUUAUCCAAUCAGUUGAGUACGAAGCGGACGCUAUAGAAGAUUCAGUGUUCAUGGCCAGAGACAUGGACUUUGCCAUGAUGCUACAAAGGAUCGGUGAAGGUAGAAGGAAGACUAUGACACUAAUGAGAUUAUUGAGUGGCAAAGCUGAUGUUAUCAAAAUGUUCGCUAAAAGAUGCCAAGACGAUAUAAAUGGCAUAGGUCUUCCACUUACUUCCCAGGUUAACAUAGCAAAUCUUCAGUAUAAGAAUUCACAAGAUGCACCACCACCUCCUGAGAGGAGGCAGCAACCUAGGGCUGAUAUUGCAAUGUAUCUAGGAGAUAUCCAGGAUCAUAUUGUCACCAUGUUCCAGAAUUUGUUAUCCUAUGAGAAGAUUUUCUCGAGAUCCCAUUCGAACUAUUUGGCCCAACUUCAAGUCGAAUCGUUCAACUCCAACAACAAAGUUACGGAAAUGUUGGGUAAAGUGACCAUAAUCGGUACCAUGCUAGUGCCACUAAACCUUAUCACAGGUCUUUUUGGUAUGAAUGUUCGUGUCCCAGGUCAGCCAGACGGUACUGGUACUUUCGGCUGGUUUUUCGGUAUUCUUGGUGUCAUUUUCGUUUUUGCCGUGGGCUCUCUCUUGUUCUCCUCGUACUGGUUAUCUAGAAUAAACCCACCAGCAACUCUAAACGAAGCAUCCGCAUCCGGUACUAAAUCUAUCCUAAACUUUAAACCAAGAACAAUGAAACAUCAACCCCAUGGUCCAAAUAAAUCUGAUAAAUCUGUUUUAAGUUUCUCUACUAAUAAGAUGGGUAGGUACGAGUAA
Molecule: messenger RNA, 2382 nt
Organism: Kluyveromyces marxianus DMKU3-1042
Lineage: Eukaryota; Fungi; Ascomycota; Saccharomycetes; Saccharomycetales; Saccharomycetaceae
Gene: ALR1
Product: Mg(2+) transporter ALR1
Exons: 1
Coding region: 1-2382 (793 amino acids)
Biological process (GO): intracellular magnesium ion homeostasis; magnesium ion transmembrane transport
Cellular component (GO): plasma membrane
Molecular function (GO): magnesium ion transmembrane transporter activity
Source: RefSeq, a predicted model, not a curated record